GGAAGAAGAAGUCGCCGCUAGGUGGCAGUUCGCGCCUUCUAAACGAUUGGGAAGCGGCUGCCAUAGGACUAAAAUUUCACCGUUUCAUCAAUUUUCUCUUAGAGACUGCAAGUUGUACGGACAUAUUUCCUUAUAUUGGCAAGGUGAUACAUCCAGGACAUCUACCAUUUCUACCAAAUUCUUCUCACACACCCUUUCAAUAUGUGAAAGUUGUCAGCUUUACCCGCUCCAAAAUCAUGUGAACUCUACAUCUAAAUCAAGUUUCCAUCAUAUGAACGGUAGUACUGAGAAUACAUAGGAAAUGUGAAAACUAAACUUUUAAAGUGAACAUAAUGAGUUUGCCAUCAGAAUCUGGUGCUUUUGAACAGGCGUUUGAAGCCUGGCUGAACCAGUCCAAGGAUGGGGACGGAGACAGUGACACUGAAGAUGAGGUGAUGUUGGUAGAUACAAACAACAACAGCGAUACUGACACUGAGUUGUCUCCCUUCUCGUCCUAUCCAUCUCCACUGUCAACUCAGAUGAACCCAGCAAAUCUAGUCAGCAGGCGUAUGAAGUCCACCACCCGACAGCGAUUUCAUGCAUAUAAGGCAGUCUUAAAGAAAUACUCCCGCAAACGAUGGGUCCGCUGUAAGAAGAGCCUCAGCCCUGGCAGCCAGACAGAUGACAGCGGAGUUGUGUCCCCUGGAUGUGAUGCGUCUGUGGGGAUGGGAAAGGACAUGAUGUUGGAAGAAGAGAGUGAAGGAUGCCUUAGUGGUGAUGACUCGCCACCCAACAUCCAAGAUGACUUCUCCAGCAGUAAUUGUUGGCCCCCAGACAUGCCCUACUCUCAACACCUGGAUGGUAAUUUCCAUGAACAUCCCCCUGAACUCACCCCUAGCCUACAGCUCCCAGAUACCACCACUGCCUCUGUGCAGGGAGGGGACGCUUCACUCAGUCACCAAUCAAAAUCAGUUGGGGAUUCUCAUCAAUCAUCAGUGAAAUUCAAGAAACAAUCAUAUCCUAAAUCAAAUACAGUCGGUGAUAAAAUGUGCAAUUCCUUAUUGGAAACAUAUGUUUUCACUCCCAAAGACAAUCAUAGAUCCAAGAAAACAGGCAGCAAGCACUGCCUAGCUUCUCUUUCUGCCUCAGAACGGGAAAAGUCGGUGAGAAGUAAUGGCUGCCAUCAGUUGGAAUCUGCCGGCGGGGAACUGGUCACAAGCAAGAUUGAUUCAUGUUCAGGUAUUGGUUUGGGCAAAAAGCCUGAUGGUGGAAAUCUGUGUAUUGAGCGGACUUUGUCUGCAGGUGUUGACUGUGACAGCACUGGUUAUGUGUCUCGGAAUGGCUGUGAAAUAGGUGCCAGUGACUCAGGCGCUGGUUCACAGAGUGAGAGUUGUUGUGAGGAAAGUCCACGUCAUGAACACGACAAUCAUGUCUCUGGUCAUACAAAAAGUCCGCAAUUUUCUUGUGAUAGUCAUCGUUUUACUGUUAUUCCCAGUGACCUCACGAAUAAGACGAACAGUAAUGGUAGUCCACCCCUUGUGUUGAAGCUGAAAAAGUGUGAGCGGAAAUCAAGCAUUAAAAAUUCUCCACCAAAAUAUUUUGCUGAGGUGAUUGAUAAAAGGGAAGCACAGCCACAGAUCAAGAAGCCUGAAACAGAACUUGUUGAAAGCAAAGUGUUUCAAAGUCAUUCCCAGGACACUCACAAGUGCCACGAAAAGGGUGGCUCAUCUAGAAGCAAACGUUUAAAGGCAGGCAGAAAAAAUAGUUCCUCCUGUCAAUGUUGUGUCAGAUCAAAGAGCCCUGCCAGAAGGAAACGCCACUCCAGGUCUCAUAGCGAGUGCAGUGUGGUAUCAGUCAGUGGCAAAAACUCACUACAAGCUCAUGAACGAAGAUUCGUGCGUCAUUGUCUGUACCUGUCCAAUCUGCAGACGAAACUUCACACCCUGUUCUGCCACCUGUUUCCAAGGUUACAACCAGUGCUAUCAAAGGUUGCCCCCGAGGGGCGACACUUUUCAAGAAUUGUUGAUGACAUUAUCCUGCUGUUGCAGCAGGCUGAGGCAGAGGAUGAUGUGAAAGACUCCGAAGAGCUGAGCAUGGAGUUGGAGAGUUUGACUUUAUUGGGGGUUAACUCUGGGGUGCCUGUAUUUGAAACUUGUGUUAGUCUGUGUCGGUCUCCCGAUGUGUGCUUGGAGGAGUUCAGAGAGAAGGUGUUUCUCCUGAUUCAACUCAUGCUGCCUGAGCUGACCCUGAGCAUCGAGAACAACUGCUACAGAUCACACCGGGACCUAGAAAAGUUCCUGGACAAAGUCAUAGCCCAAAAUAAGAACAAAACAUGAUUAUUUGUGCUGAUUUGAUGCAUGUUUCAGGCUUUCAUCAUGGUCAGAAUAAUUACAUAGUCCUUAACAGGGUUGGAACAAAACACAAAAACCUUACUAGUCUGGGUAAAGAUAAAAUGAAUGCCCUUGUAAUGUUAAAACAAUGGGGAAAUUUGUACUAUCCUGCAGGAGAUUUGUACCAUCCUGCAGGAGUUUGUACCAUCCUGCAGGAAUUUGUACUGUCCCACAGGAGUUUGUACCGUCCCGCAGGAAUUUGUACCGUCCCACAGGAAUUUGUACCGUCCCACAGGAAUUUGUUCUAUCCCAAAGGAAUUUUUACCGUCCCACAGGAGUUUGUACUAUCCCACAUGAGUUUGUACCAUCCCGCAGGAAUUUGUACCAUCCCACAGGAAUUUGUACUAUCCCACAGGAAUUUGGACUGUCCAACAGGAGUUUGUACCAUCCCGCAGGAAUUUGUACCGUCCCACAGGAGUUUGUACUAUCCCACAUGAGUUUGUACCAUCCCGCAGGAAUUUGUACCAUCCCACAGGAGUUUGUACUAUCCCACAGGAAUUUGUACCGUCCCACAGGAGUUUGUACCAUGCCAAGGGAAUUUGUACUAGCCCAGGCUGGCGGUCUAAUGUUAUGUUCUAACCCUGCUUAGAUAUAUUUUUGUUAGAAAAAAAUAGACUCAACAUGUUAACAACAACAAGGCUCCAGACAUAAUUUUGAUACUUAUCCUUACUCUUGUCUCUAAUAUUUCUUUGUAUUAUGUAGAGGCUAUACUUGUUUGUAACAGUAGCCCUACAUCUCGGCAUCUUCUAUAUACAAUUAAACUUCUUGACUGAAAGCUGCAAAUACCAAAUGAUUUUCCUGUUAGCUUUUCAAGUUUAAAUUUAUUUGUUAAUCUAUAAAUAUUUCUUUUCGGAAAGAGAAAUGCCUUCACCAUGUUUGGGAGAUAUCGCAUCUGAUUGUUACUACCAUGAUCAGCAAAUGAUCAGUAGACAUUGUUAUGAAGCGUCUAUGACAGUGCUGAUGACAGCCCUUGUUCCCGUUAAAGUGUUUUAUCUGGUUAUAUCUCCAUGCAACUGUUUGUAAAUCUGUGUUGUAUGUCAGUGUAUUUAUAAUUAGCAUCCUAAGCACUUGCCUUCAACUUGUUAACCUGUUAAUUUGACUUAUGAACAUAAUGAAGAUGCCUGGUCUGUCCGAUUUUUACAAGUCAUACUGGCUUGUCAUACUGUAUAUAUUUGAACUUUGGUACAUCAUUACUGUUUGAAAAUGACUACAUUAUAAACAUAGAGACAAAAUAAUUUUUUUACCUUUUGCUGUAGAUUAGGGUAGUAAAAUAUUUGCUGUUAUAUUCAUAUUUGAUGCUGUAGAUUUUUACCUUUCAUGUGUUGUAGCUCACCUGAAUGCAAGUCAAGUGAGCUUAUGUCAUGGCCUGUUUGUCUGUCAUGUGUCGCCCAUUGUCUGUCGUAAACAUAAUCUCAGGAACCACCUGAAGUUGAUACUCCACAUGCAUUUCCCACCAAGGAUACAUACAUAUGCGAAGACGGGAAUCCCUUUUACACCAUGGCUCCACUGCAACCUCAUUGAAAGCCCUGUUAACUCACUUUCAUUUCAAAUUUGGUAAUUAGAUACUAAUGGACUCACACUGUGUUCCAUAAUUCGUAAUAUGCUUUGGUUUGACCUUCACUUUAACAUACUGAAAAAUACUCUCAAAAUGCAUGUUUUUCUGUAGGGGUGAAACGAUACACAAAGGUUACGACACGGUAUGUAUCAUGAUACAUAGUUUGCGAUUUGCAUAUUCUCAUCAAAACGUGUGGAAACUUCUUGACUAUUAUCAUUUCAGAGCAGGUUUAAAAGGAAAAGCUAGCUGUAGGCACGUUUGUAGGGGCUAUUUUUAGUAGUGAACUUGAAACACUAUUUAUUAAACGAGUGGUAAAUAAUGUAUUUUAGAAAGUGUAUGGUAUUGAUACAGUAAAAUAUGUAUCGUGUAUCGUUUCAUCGUAUGAAAACAUGCUUCACAGAUGCAUCUUUUCACCCCUUUUUCGCGUAACCCCAAACCACGAGUGGGUGAUUAUCACGAUGAAUGUGUGUGUUUGACCCUCUACAAAGCAUGUUACUCAUGUAUAAGUGUGCAAUGAAAAUGAUGUAAGGUUGUCAGUUGUGUAGAAAGGUUUGUUGUUUCUGUUGAUCCUCGUUAUCUUCGGCUGAUUGUGUGUCAUCGUAUCCUGAUGGAGUGAUUGUUGCUGACAUUAUCGAUUGUCUGAUAGGCUCAUACAUUUACAGGCCAUCGGCAUAUGGGUGGAAUAUUGCCGAGUGUUGUGUUCAACAAGAACCAAACAUCACCCUUGAUUCCUGCCGUGUACACCCAGCAUGUCAAUAACAUCCUUAUACAGAAAGAUAAAGAACUAACAACACAAAUUUGAACAGAGCAAGAAUUAAUUAUGUGACAUCACCAUAUAUUUUCGCCACCAUUGUGACACCACAGUUGAAAGGUGAGCUGCAGAACCUAUUUUUUUGUUAAUUUGGCAUAGAGCUGCCAGGGUUGGUCAACCCAUUUUUCACUGAUGUUGUUUUACAAGGUUAUGUAUGUAAAAGUCCAGCAAAACAGUUCCCCUUAGUCCCAGUGUUAAUACAUCUGCAGAUUUAUGCUUUGUCUGUGUUGCAAUUGAAUCAUGUCGGAAUGCAUACCCAGAUUAUUAGCAGCACACAAGUAUGAUCAAAAUACUAUCAUUUAUUUAUUUCAACCUCUACAUGUAGUUCAUAUAUUGUAAUUACCAAGGAAACAAAUCGCGAUUCAUUUUUGGUACAUUGUCACAUGUUUCCCAAUAACUUGACAAGGGGCACAGAGAAAGGAAGUGUGUUGCUUCUUAUUUUUAGUCCAUUAUGUUUUUUAAGAACUGUUUCAUAUCAGAUCUCUUGUUUCAUGUGAAUUUAAGAAAUGUGGCAAAUGAUAUUGUGAUAUAAAUUGUCUGCUGUUGUGUUGUGUCAGUACUGCACAUUGACCUGAGCUCACAAUGAGUUCCCAUAAUGCUUUUUGUACAUCACACUUGUUUCAUACUUGGAUGCUUUUAGGACGCCACCAAUACCAAAAGCGCUCACCCCACCCACUCCACAAGUUUCAUACCCUCAUUCAAAACAUUACAGCUGUGGUUCGCUUUUAAUUUGAUUUCCUCUGCACCCUAUUUACAAACUUCUAAGCUCCUUUUCUAAAAAUAAAAUGGAUUUGUUUGAAUUUUGAAAGUAUUCAUGGAUAGAGUUGGCGAGAGGCAAUGUUUUCCUGGUAAUAAAAGUUUUGUAUAAUCUGUCCUUUGAUAAUGGAAUCAUGUUGUAUCACGUGCAGGGCACAGAAUAUGAUUUCCUAUGCACUCACAUCUCUGGAUGACAUUGUUUUCUUUAACAUGCUAAGACUGAAUGCUGAAAUCAUGAUUAUUAUAACAAAGUUACUAAAUGUGAGCUACUUAUAUUACUUCAUCUGAAUGCAGCCUUUCUUGUGUCAUUGCCAACUUGGAGGUUGAUUUCUGGAUGUCCAUGACAAUUUACAAAUUUGGUGUGUUCUUUACAGGUAGAUACACCACCCCAUGGGGGUUCACGGUAGAAUUGGUAACCUCGAGACCUAAUGCUGCUUGCAAGAGGCAGCCAAAUAGACUGGGUGGUCUGGCUCAGCGACUUGGCUGAUAGUCCUCUUGCCCAGUCGUGACUCGUUAGCAGUAUCAAUCACUGGAUUGUCUGGGGCACGGGUGGCCUACUCAUCUAAGGUGCCGCGAUUCGCUGUGCAAAGUUGUGUCCCUUGGGCACGCCAGAAACCUAUGAUUGUGGGUUCGAAUCC
Molecule: messenger RNA, 6129 nt
Organism: Haliotis rufescens (red abalone)
Lineage: Eukaryota; Metazoa; Mollusca; Gastropoda; Lepetellida; Haliotidae
Exons: 2
Coding region: 333-2315 (660 amino acids)
Source: RefSeq, a predicted model, not a curated record